CUGGCUCGGAUUCGCUUCAAUUUUAAGUCGUUGUUCCUUCAUAAUGUAAUUAGUGAAUUUCUUGUAAGCCAAAAUCAUAUUCUGAUAACAAAAUUUUACAACACAACCAAUUAAUAUUUAAAUCACUAUUCGGCCACAAUUUUCAUUAUAUGCAAUCACGAUUUUGAUUGAGUAUAACAAAAUGACUCUGAAAUCGAUUUUCCUGAGACAUUGUUUUUUCUUGGCGUUGAAUAUUGCAUUAAUUCUAGCCCAAAAACCAAUUCUGAGAAGUGGGUUGCCUACAUCACUAUUAUCUCGAAAACCAAUUUUGAGAGGAGGGCAACCAUUACUAGUCGAAAAACCAAUAUUAAGGGAUGGACUAGAUCUAGAUGAAGACGAUAAAAACGACCAGCUUGAUUCAUCUGCUGAUUCCUACAGUGUACCAAAUGAUAGACACUAUUCAGAUCAAAGACCUAGAAAAUUAGGUGGCCUCGCGCAAGACUUAAGCAGUGAAGAGCUACAACCAACGUCGGAUCUGAAACAGGAGCUGAUUUCUGUGCUGCUUAUGGAUGGCCAAAUAGAAAAGAGGGCCGAUUAUGAAGAAAUAAGUGACUCUUCAUCAACUGAAUUUGAUAUUGAGGAUGUUGAUGACGACGAUGAUGAAACAGAACACAGAUUUGGACCAAGAAGGGUGUGGAAGUACUGUGGCAAAGAAGCAGCCAAAGGUUGCAAAAAAGCUUGUUCAAGCGCUUAUAAAGCUGCGUGUAAAAGCCGUUACAAGUGUAAAAGUGGCCUUAAAAAGAAGCUCAAAAAGGAGUGCAAAACGUACUGCGAAGAACAAUUUCAAUCGUUUAGUAAAAAAAAGAAAGAUUAAAAUAUCGUACAUCGCGCGUGGAGUGUUAUUAAAAAAAUAAUUUAAUAUAUUUACUAAGAUGUUUGGAAUAGCCAUGGUUAAGCCACAGUUUAAUGAAGAAUCUGUCUAGUUAUUUACCUAUAGUGCAUGGCCACUCCGUGCUGCGCAAGCCGCAUCAUACGUUUUCGAAAGCAACAAAAGUAGACCUUUGUAAUGGUCAUCUGCUCAUCAGGUCAAGAUAAUAUUUCUGGUCUCCCAUUCAAUGACUGUUUUAUUUGAAAAAUACAGUCCUGUAGCAUCUUUGCACAUCGAAAUAGAACGAGUGAAUUGAACAAGACAUUUUAUU
Messenger RNA from Plodia interpunctella (Indianmeal moth), 1178 nucleotides. RefSeq lists its product as uncharacterized. The coding region runs from base 182 to 853 and encodes 223 amino acids. Lineage: Eukaryota; Metazoa; Arthropoda; Insecta; Lepidoptera; Pyralidae. The record is from RefSeq and is a predicted model, not a curated record. The transcript is spliced from 4 exons.